AAUCUAAAUAAUUAAUACGAAGUGGUGUUUUGUGGUUAAUGAUCGCAUUAAGUUAGUCGGAAGACAUUCGCGAGUGUUAUUAUAUUGGAGUAUUCAAUGAACAAAGUGUAUCUGCCUAUUUUCGCUUCGUGUCAGGAAGCCGCUUCAUAACUCAAAAGUUUAUGCGGACUUUUGAGUUAAUUCGUUUGGGGUUCGGAGUAGGAGUCUACUCCGAGGGUGGGGGCUUAGGUUUCAUCAUCAUCACCUUUCAUAAUUUCAUUAAUCAUCAAGAAAAAAAAUACGUCAGACAUGGCUGUAUGGGCAUAGUUCCCUUUGCCUUACCCUUCGGGGAAAACCAAAACAAAAAAAAAAUGGAUUGACAAGAUAUUUUUAAUAUUUUUGUGCUGAAUCUGGUUAAGCAUUGAUGUAGAAAAUGGAUGAAGUGCUUGAAAUAUUUGAGAAAACUCUCGUCGCAGAGACCCAGAAUGGAUCGAAAAGCAACUUUGUGGAACUGUAUAAGUAUGAUGGUACGUCGAAAUUUGACAACCAAGAACAGCGGCGAAAAGAACUUUUGGAAAUGCAGAAAACGAGCCGCCAAACCAAAUUGGACAAAUUUAGGGGUAUUUUAGAACUUGUGAAUGCUGUGGAAGAGCAAGAUUUAUUUCAUCAGAAGAAAAAAGUUUACUAUCGACCCAACAUAUAUGUAGCUGGGUUCAAUAAAACAUCACUUUCAUAUAGUAACGUACUUAUGAUGUCAGAAUGGAUGGUUGAGAAGCCCGAAGAUUUUAAUGAAAAUUGGUUUGUAGUGCCCUGCCCUAAAGGAGUAAGAAUGCUGGUGGUGGCCAAUCGGGGUGUAACAAAAUGUUACACAAAACAAGGCCAUUUCAGGUUUGAAAGGAGCACAGCCUUGCCUGGAGGUUUUUAUCACAGCACAAGAUCAAGUGACUGCUGUGUCCUGGACUGCUUCUAUAAUGAGAAGAUAAAUACAAUGUUUAUUCUAGACUUACUAGCAUGGAAAAACCAACCUAUGACUGAUGGAGAGACCGAAUUUCGUCAUUUCUGGUUGGUAUCACAAUUAGCAGAACUGCCGGGUAUAAAUGUUUUGAGUAAAAGAAAUCAGUUAAAUUUCAAAGUACUGCCAAAAGUACCUUGUGCACCAGAUUCUUUCAACAAGUUCAUGAUGUCAUACCCGGCGUUUACAAACAACUCGCCGCCAUUGGACGGGUUGUUGUUUUACCACAAGCGAGCGCCUUACUACGCCGGGUCGACACCCCUCGUCGGCUGGCUGUACCCUUACAUGGUUCCUGAAGUACUGGGAGCAGAUAUUAAAAUCAAUGAAUCUUUUGCCAAGGAAAAGCCGGAUUCGUAUGUGAAUCAGCAUGAUUUCAUUGAGAUCUUCGAAGCCAAAUACAAUAAGAAACACAACCGAAGCCGAAAGUCGUCAAACUCUAUGGAGAUGGGAGAGCCUGAUAAGAAAGAGGGUAAGCCGAAUAAGAAGACUCAUUCCAAACCAAAGAAGGGAGAGAAAGGGACAGAAGCAGAAACAAUGGAAGCCGAGGACCUUAUAGAAAUUAGCAAGGAAGAAGUAGAAGUUCUGGAUAAAAUGGAUACAAUAACGGAAGCAACCACUCCAGGCAAUCAAGGUAACUUCACCCCUAAAGCUGCACAAGAGAAAAGAGAAGAUAUUCCUGAGAACAUGGAUACAAUAAAUGGUAAAUCAGGACCGGUAGAUGAUAAAAAGAAGUAAUUUUGAAUUAUUAGAUUUGAUUUUUUAUGAAGAGAAAUUGAACACAAUGACUCCGAUUCCUGCAAACACGACGUAAUUUCAUUUUAAGUUUAACUUGUCAUUGUCUUAUCCGCCGAAAAGAAAAGGGACGAAUAAUUGACAACUGUUAACUUUAAAAGGAAUGAGUGAAUGAAUGAAUAACCCGGGCGAAAAAAUAGGCAUCUUGCUUAUAUGCAAUCCAAUGGACGUGUGUUGUUAACUCAAUUCUGUCGGGUUAUUGGGCAAUAUACAAUUUUGGAAGGGUAUUUAUUGUAAAUUUUAUGCCUGUCGAUUACCCGUCUCUUUCCUUUUUGGCGGAUAAGAAAUAGACAGCUAUAACUUAAAAUUAAAAUAGAUGGUGUGUACUGGAGUCAGCACCAAUAAUCAUAAUUUUAAUUCUAAAAGAUCUUAUAGAACAUUUUUUAGACUUUAUUGAUUAUUAAAAUACUUUUUAUAUAAACUUAAGGUGUUCUGAUUACUUGUGGCUCUGUACAUUAUAUUCUUGUUGAUUAGAUUCUCUUUCUAAUUAUUUAAUCCGUACGUAAUCUCUUUUUAUUAAAUCCGAUGUGGACAGUGACGUCACUGUCCACACGCAUGCGCCCUUGUGUGUGUAUGUUUGAGUAGAAACUGCCCUUAAACAAUAAUAUAAAAAUCCACAGGGAUUGACUACAAAGUAUACCUACAAUACUUAUUUAUUACAUUAACUAUUAAGAUAGUUUGCGUAAUUUUAAUACUUGUUAGUAUACUUCUUAUAUGUUUUUCUUUGAUAUUGGUACAAUGUACAGUAGUUUUUUGAUGGCUUCCAAAUUACACAUUUAAUAAGUAAUGAAGCUAGUCCUUCAUAAUGUUUUUACGUUUUUAUUUUUAAUUAUUACUUUUAAAUAAAUUCCGCUGUAGAUAGAAGAAAUUUAGGAAAAUAAUGAUCACUGACUUGUUUGUUAUUUUUUUUUUUAAUUUUUCGUUAGCAAUCUUGCAUGGGAACUUUGAUUAUAGUUUGAUUAUAACUAUAAUUAAUAUAAUUACUUUGCUUAGUAAAUGCAGAACCAAAAUAUCCAGAUAGCAUGUCACCUUAUGCCUUUAAUUGUUUAAAUUAUAAUUAAUAAUGAUCUCUUCACACAUAGUUUCUUCCACUUAAUUGUACUAGCGUAAGUAAUGUUUCAUAGGUAAGUUGCUACUACAUGUUAUUUGUGAUACUAGGUAUUUUAUUACUAUUUGUUUGUAAUAAUUAUAAUACAAAUAGUACAAAAAUAAAUGUUGAUUAUCAUAA
Messenger RNA from Pectinophora gossypiella (pink bollworm), 3011 nucleotides. It is a transcript of the gene Snup, whose product is annotated as snurportin-1. The transcript has 8 exons. Bases 413 to 1726 code for a protein of 437 amino acids. The record is from RefSeq and is a predicted model, not a curated record. Gene Ontology annotation, cellular component: cytoplasm; nucleus. Gene Ontology annotation, biological process: snRNA import into nucleus. Lineage: Eukaryota; Metazoa; Arthropoda; Insecta; Lepidoptera; Gelechiidae.